Neltuma alba is the source of this 947-nucleotide messenger RNA. Its product is annotated as F-box protein At5g67140-like. Gene Ontology annotation, biological process: SCF-dependent proteasomal ubiquitin-dependent protein catabolic process. The coding region runs from base 81 to 722 and encodes 213 amino acids. NCBI's taxonomy places the organism in Eukaryota, Viridiplantae, Streptophyta, Magnoliopsida, Fabales, Fabaceae. Gene Ontology annotation, molecular function: protein binding. The transcript has 5 exons. Gene Ontology annotation, cellular component: SCF ubiquitin ligase complex. The record is from RefSeq and is a predicted model, not a curated record.
GCAGCCAUUUCACGGCAUUGAAAAUUCCAGGCUCUCUUGUAAGGAAAAGGAAGAAAAGCUUCUGGCUUUGAUACGCAGAAAUGGAGCAACUGCAAGAUGCCCAGAUUGAUCAGUUACCCAUUGACUUGUUGGCUCACAUAUUUCUUUUUUUUACUUCCUUCACUGAUUUGGCCCAGGCCAGUAUCGUGUGCAAGAAAUGGAAGCGAGGGGUAAGGGAAUCUCUGGCUCACAGAAGAAAUUUGAGCUUUGCCGGUUGGAAAAUGGAUGAUGAUACCAUCGCUCGCCUCGUUUGCCAUGCCUACAACCUUAGAGAACUCGACAUCCCAAGGAGCCGAUGGGGUUGCCAAAUCACUGAUAGUGGACUGCUCAAGAUAUCUUUGGCAAACUGCGUUGGCAAUCUCACAUCCAUAUCUUUGUGGGGUUUAACAGGGAUCACAGAUGAAGGUGUUGUUCAACUGAUAUCGAGAACUAAAUCCUUAGAACACCUGAAUGUUGGUGGAACAAUUAUCACGGACGAAACAUUGUUUGCUAUCGCCAGAAGUUGUCCAAAGUUGGAGUCCAUUGUACUGUGGGGCUGCCGUCAUGUUACCGAGAGUGGGCUUGUGGUAUUAGUUGAUGAGUGUCGGAAGCUCAAAUCGAUGAAUGUAUGGGGAACAGGUGUUCCUGAACACUGUCUCAGCAGCUUGCUUAUCAGAUGUCCAACUCUUCAGAUAAAAGUUUGAGAACUGAUCUGGGCCGCUUCUACGCUCUCCGUUUCAGGGACACUUUUCUUGUAUUCUUGAAUUCCUCUGCCAAGAAAACCGAGCAUAUGUGUGUGUUCCAAUCUCAUACCUUGCACAGGAAUUAUCCUCUCGUAAUUCUAUUAUUUUUCCUCCUCUUUCAAUGUGUUGGCACAAUGAUUCUCUCAAUUUUUUUUUUCUGUGGGUAUAAUAAUAAGAAUUCACCAG